Molecule: messenger RNA, 4968 nt
Organism: Carassius auratus (goldfish)
Lineage: Eukaryota; Metazoa; Chordata; Actinopteri; Cypriniformes; Cyprinidae
Product: glutamine-rich protein 2
Exons: 20
Coding region: 324-3386 (1020 amino acids)
Source: RefSeq, a predicted model, not a curated record
UCGCCGGCAGGCGGGCACAGUGUAAAGAGAAAAGCAAUCUCGAUGCAAUUUAGCGAAGCAAAGCUGCCGGUAACGUGCGAAUUAAAAGAUGAACAAACGCUGACAGGCUUUAGACGCCACUACUAAAGAUCUUAGUAUAAUUUUACGAUGCUCACAUUCAUGAGAAAAUAGCGUAGAGCGUUAAAACUCAGUGAUUAUGUUUGAAAACAGACGGAAUUGGAAUUCGCGUAGCCUACCUGUGUGGAAAGAUGUAACGUUAACUCAAAAACAUAGACCUGUGAUUGACAGCAUCUUAUUCUUGGUCUUUUAAACCGUCGACUAGCAUGUCAAGCGACAUAAGCCUGCACGAGCUGCUGGAUCUCUCCAUAGGGACUCCAGACGCCGGAUCUGUAAACUUCGGCGCGCUGCACACUUUACUGCACGCCCUCCUGGGACACCUGAAGAUUGAGAGGGUCACAACUACCUGGAAGGAGGUGGACCACGACCAUGACAGCCCAGCCCAGACCAAAGCCUUGCUGCUGGACUCUUCGAGGCCGUACCGGGCGCUGGAGGAGAAGUUGCUGCGGAUGGAGGAGCAGAUGUGCGCGCUGGAGGCUCUGCCCAGCGCCGCGGAGCUCAUGAGGUCCGACACCGCGCUCAGUGACAUGUGGACGCUCAUGCAGCUCCGCAGAAAGACGCAGGCCAACGAGGACGGGGUGUCCAAGUGUAUGGCCUUAAUCCAAGACCUGCUGAAGGAAAUCCAGGAACUCAAAGAGUCCAGAGACGAUCUGAGACUGGAAGUUGAUGCUCUGAACGAUCAGAUCAGCCAGCUGAACAUGAAUGAGUUGUUAGACCGUAUCAUUGCUAUGGAGCAGUAUUGCCACCAAGUGGAAGAUUUGGACAACACUACGAAAGAGCUGAAGGACAAGAUGGCCCAGUACCCCGUUCCAGAGGAGCUCACGCAGUGUGUCACAUGGGAAGUGAUGCAGGCUGCGCUCAUGAGCGAGAGGGAGAAGAUUCAGGAGGCACGUCCAGCUGGGUUGCAGGACACCCUCUCCGCCGCUAAAAACAUUGCACCCGUUCACCCUUUGAACCUGGGUAUCCCGUUCAAAGAUGACAGAGCGGGUGCAGGUGGCACAGCUGGUGUAGAUCUCCCUCGGCGGGUUUCUCCUCCCCAGCAGUCCCAGUCUGACGGGGCUCUGUGCACUGUGACGGGCCGCCGACUGUCCCGGGUCAGCAUUGGGGCUGAGCGCUACCCAGAGACCGUAGAGGCUCUGAUGGAGGUGGGCGGAUUAAGAGACAGGCACGACAGUCUGGAGGCCCGCGUGGGACAGCUGGAGGCGAACAAGGCUGACCAGACCCAGCUUCAACAUCUGCGUGAUCUUCUCAAUGCCAUGGAUGAGAGGCAGGUUCCUGACCAUGUGCCAGAGCAACUGAAUCAUCUGAGGACUCUUGUGGACAGCCUGCUAGCAGAUAAAGAGAAGGUGUCAGACGUGGAGAGUGUGUUGAUGGACAUGAGGACGGUGCAGGUGUGUGAGAGUUCAGAGUCUGCAGGACAGAGCCCAGGUUCAGCCAGCGGUCAGCACACACACUCCUCACAGAUAGAGCAGCUGAACCUGCAGACGGCUCACAUCAGGAUUGCAGUACUGAAGCUGGAUGAGAAAGUGCAGGAGCUGAUAAGGGAGAAGACGCAUGACAGAGCAGAAGAGAGACACAGUGAAGACAUACACAUACAAGAUCAGUUAAACAGCCUCAGGGCUAUGAUGGAGGAUGUGAGGUCCUCCUCGUCCUCUCUGCUCUCACCACGUGGACAGCAGGAGGCAGUAAGCUUCAGCAAAGCAGACGGACAGGAUCAGGCUCAGAGUUCAGGUCAGGGUCAGGGUCAACAGCAGACAGGAGGUCAGGGUCUGGAUCAGGAGGUCAGUCAGUUGUCCCAGUCUCACAACAAACCCGAGGACAAGACCACUCUCCUCACGAACCAGGGACACGAGGACAGGAACAAGAGCACUGAUCUGGUGAGUGAUUUAGAGGGAGCCAUACUGCAGCUGCAGUCCAAGUGUGAGAAACUCCACAGAGCAUCCAACCUCCUGAUGGAGGAACACAGCCAGAAACAAACACACAUCGACCGCCUGCUCAAGAUAGUGGAAGAACUGGAUGAAAAGAAAGCUGACAAGCAAGUGGUGGAAAUGGAGAUUGAAAUCAAAGCAGACAAGAGGGCUCUGGAGAGCAAGGUGAGCCGCAUGCAGUUCGACAGCAUGUCCGAGCAGCUCAAUAACAUGUUUCAGGAUCUGCUGAGGAAGAUCAGCGGUCAGGAGCAGGACUGGAACAAGGUGAUCGAGAAGAUCUCCACUGAGAUGGACUGCAAGUUGAACCGGACUGAGCUGGAUCCUCUGAAGAAUCAGCUCGAUGAGCGCUGGAGGACCAUUCAUAAGCAUCUGCAGACACCUCCCAUCCCCGAGCAGGACGACGCCGCUGGAUUCAGGAGACAACUAGUGGCCCGGUUUCACUGCAUCUCCUGUGAUCGUCCCGUGGAUAUGAUGACACCAGGACAGCACUUGGUGAGUCUGCCCUCGGCCCCAGGACUGCCCUCUCACAAGUCCAGCCGGCCCUACACCGUGUAUGAGCUGGAGCAGGUGCGACAGCACUGCAGGAGAGGCUCGGCGCAGGAUGAGCAUAGCCAUGUUUUAAUAUGCAGGCAGAUAGAUCCAGAACCCAGUCAGUGUCCCAAACCAAGGAGCCCAAAGCUCCCAAACAGCCAGGGUCUGCCAGAGAUUUCACGGACCCACUACCGGCCCAGCCUGGGUCCAGCAAAGAGGAGCAGCAGUCGGUCCAUGAGCAAGCAUGAGAGGAUCCCAGAAAUGGCCGAUUACAGUUACCUGUCCCGUAACUGUGGGGGCAGCCACACCCUCACCUACCCCAGCCGCCGCUACACCCGCCUUCAGCACAUCACCCAUCUGAUCCAGAGCGAAGAGGAGAGUCAGCCCGUGUCCUCUGCACCGCCCACACAGGCAGCAGAGGUGGACAUCUUAGGUUUGGAUGGACAGGUCUACAAGGGCCGAAUGAGCAGCAGAACAGUGAGGCUCUCCGAGACUAGAUUUCCCACUAUCUCUCCUCGAGAAGGCAACUGGAAGAGCAGAGACAAGGUCAGCCGUUCACAGUCCCAGAGGUCCAGUGGAGUGGACGCUGGCCGUCGAAGUCCUGCCAGGCCACAAAGUGCCAAGACUCACCGCAGCUGCUCAGCAUCCAGCGCCUCAAUGAAAGAUCGGCCCCAGUCCUCUAUGGACUGUCUGUCCCAAAACGUCCCGCUCCAGACCUCAUUCCAUGACACCACCACAGAGCUGAAAGAAGCACUGGAGCUCCACAGAGAGCUCAACCAAUCAGAAGAUGGGCCGGUGACAUCACUCUAGAGAUCCUCCAAUAGGAGCCGCUCCAUUGUCUGAAUGAAAUGUUUACAGCAGUGCUAUAUGUGAAACAGAAGGUUCCUCUGUAACAUUGAGAAUAUACAUCUAAGACUUAAUAAAUGUUUUUUGCAAUAGCGUCAGUCAUAUUAAAUAUGCAAAACAUUUUUUGUCAUCCAAUGUGAUUCUUAAUUCGCUUUUACAUUCGAAACUCCCUCGCAGUGUUGAUCUGAUGAAUUUGACCCAGUACUUGUUGUUCAAUUCAGUUCAAACCAGAACAAAGUAUCUGGAAUAGAUCCAUGUCUGUUUCACCUCAAAUCUACCUCUUACAACAUACAGCAAUUAUAUCUGUCAGAUUUAUUAUUCAGUUGAAGUAUUACAUUUAUUUCCUUUUUGAACCUUGCCUUACAGCAUCAUGUUAGAAUAGAAAAGGGUCUUGUCCAAACUGGUUUUAUAAAUUUAGAAGCAAGCUGAAAAUUAAUAAAGUAGUCAAACCUGUUCAUUAGAAGGGGGUGUCCCAAUACUUUUGGCAAAAUAGUGUAUGUUUCAGUUCUGUGAUAACACCAUGGUCAUCGUUACAGUGAGCUAUCGCACUGAAACUUACACAUGUAUAACGCUUCAGUUUACGAACACUCAUCAUAAGCAUAAUUGAGGUGUUGCCUUAAAGUGAUGUAAAUGUUGAUGUUUUUUUGGAGCGACUAGUGACUCAUUUCAUGACCUUGUGCAUUAAGCUUCAUUGUCACCCCAUUUCCAAUUUGGAUUUUGUCUUGAGAACAAUCUGAGGUCACAGAUACAAAGGUACUCGGUGUACAAUUUUACCAUGUGCAGACCACAAACAUCCUGUAGAGCAUCAUAGACGUCAUUUCCAAAUUACUGACACAGGGUUUCAUAGAAAGAAAAAAACAAAUCACAUAUGGUUGACAAGGUAAAAAUAUUGUAAUUGACCAAUGUUAUUAUUCUGAUGUAAAAUGGUAAUAUAUGAUAAAAAUCUAAUAAUGGUAAUAUUAUAUACACCAUGUUACUGUACACCAUGAAACUCAUUUUGUAAAGGCCUGUAAAUGCAAAAAAUGAUAGGUUUAUGCAGAAAUGUCAAUCUUGCCAUUAUUCCAAUGCAAUUCCAAUCCAAAAUUGCUUCUUUCGUGGAGAAUAAAUAAUAUAUUUAAUUUAACAAAGAUAUUAAGUGCAAAAUGUCAAAACUGGUUUGUGUUACACAAAGUGAAUGUGGGGCGGAUACUGGGCACUGUCAACAACAAUAAAUAAUAUAAAAUAAACCAUCAAAAAGUCUUCUGAAGUCAUCAGUCGAAAGUUGUAUCUCUCAAAUCUCAUUUACUUUUUUGUGUAAUUCCUGUUAACCAAUAAUGUGAGAUGCAUAAAUUGUUUAUUAAACCAUUUUGUUUAAGUUCUUUAACAGAGAAUGGAUUUACAAACCAUUUCCAAAUUCUGUUUCCGCUUGCGUUGAAGUUACACAUAUUUCGUCCCCAUGGAAUUAUAAGGUUCUAUCUGACAUUUUUGUCAAAAUUGAGUUAUUCACAUAUUCUUAUUCUGUGUCAAUUUAUUUACAUUAUGUGAUGUUUUAUUUUAAGUUUUGUAC